Molecule: messenger RNA, 1046 nt
Organism: Andrographis paniculata
Lineage: Eukaryota; Viridiplantae; Streptophyta; Magnoliopsida; Lamiales; Acanthaceae
Exons: 8
Coding region: 108-899 (263 amino acids)
Source: RefSeq, a predicted model, not a curated record
CUCAAAGCCCUCCUCCUGUCCUCUGUUACUGCUCUCAGUGAACCUUCAAAUUUCUCUCCACACAAUUCAUUCCGUCGUCUACAGCAAGCUUAAUUCUCUCGAUUUCCAUGGAUUCCUGCAUCAUUUCGUCUUGUGGUUCAGCUUCUCCAUUCGACUGCCUUUUAUUUGAUUUGGAUGAUACUUUGUACUCUUCAAAGUCUGGAAUCGGCCAAGCGCUUAAAAGGAAUGUUCAAGAUUUCCUUAUUGAGAAAUGCGGAAUUUCGGAAUCGGAAGCACCAGACGUGAACAGGAAGCUUUUCACAACUUACGGAAGCUCCUUGGCUGGCCUUCGGGCGUUGGGUAACGACAUUGAUCCUGACGAUUAUCACGGUUUCGUACACGGAAGAUUGCCUUAUGAUUUGAUACGACCAGAUUCGCGGCUACGCAACGUCUUGCAAUCAAUCAAGCAACGGAAAAUCAUUUUCACAAAUUCCGACCGUAUUCACGCCAUGAAAGCUUUGGAUCGCCUCGGAAUCCGAGACUGCUUCGAGCAAAUCAUCUGCUUCGAGACUAUGAAUCCGCACCUGAAGAACUCGCGGCCUGAUGAAUUCCCUGUCGUCCUGAAACCUUCGCUCCAAGCAAUGAAAAUCGCCAUAGAUGCUGCUGAGAUUGAUCCACGGCGCACGCUGUUUCUAGACGACAACGUGAAGAACGUUGCCGCUGGGAAAGCGGUAGGCCUCCAGACGGUUCUGGUCGGAAGUUCAAUCAAAAGCAAAGAAGCAGAUUACGCUCUGGAAACAGUAACAAACAUGGUGCAAACAAUUCCAGAAAUCUGGCUAACGGAAAAGGACGAUCAAAGGAUUACUCGCACCAAAAGCGAUCUGGACACGAUUCUCUCUACAACCACCGUCGGUGCAUAGACCGUCGUCUACUGUUCAUCGGUAAUGUACAUUUAUGUAUAUUAACUCUGUACUCUCUGGCCUCUUCUGCUGUUUAUAUGUUGUUCUUCUUCUCUUGCACAAAAAUAAUGGAGUAUCAAUAAUAACACGCCCGUGUUCUUUUAUUUA